AAUCUGCAGCAAAUAUAUAAAUAGUAGCACCAAAUACAUGGGGCGGCAGCAGCAAAGAUCUGGAACGCCAUGGAAGUAGCAGAAGGAGCUCGCCACAGCGUGACAGCCAAAAUUCCCUAUUCCUCCCUCACCGUCGAUCAUUCUCUCUCUAUUACUCAUCUAAAGCCUAAAAUCGUAGAACUGUGCAAGGACUUGUUCAACCAAUGGUCAAAUCUAGAUGGUUCUCACUUCUCUGUAGAGACUGUAUCUGGUGGCAUCACAAAUCUAUUGCUAAAAGUAUCUGUAAGAGAAGAUGACGGAAAGCAUGAACAUAUGACAGUUAGGUUAUAUGGUCCAAAUACUGAAUAUGUCAUUAACCGUGAGCGAGAAAUGCAGGCGAUUCAACACCUCUCAGCGGCUGGGUUUGGUGCCAAGUUGCUAGCAGUAUUUGGGAAUGGCAUGGUUCAGUCAUUUAUUGAUGCACGCACUUUAACACCCCCAGACAUGAAAAACCCAAAGCUUGCUGCUGAAAUUGCAAAGCAACUCCGAAAGUUCCAUCAGGUGGAAAUUCCGGGCUCCAAAGAACCUCAAGUGUGGAAUGACGUGUUAAAGUUCUUCAAAAAAGCAUCAAUUCUCCAAUUUGAUGAUGGUGAGAAGAAGAAGAAGUAUGAGACAAUUUUGUUCCAGGAAGUUCAUAAUGAAAUCAUUGAGCUCAAGGAAUUGACUGACCGGCUUAACGCCCCGGUGGUGUUUGCUCACAAUGACUUACUCUCUGGAAAUCUGAUGCUUAAUGAGGAUAAAGAAAAGCUGUAUUUCAUUGAUUUUGAGUAUGGAUCCUACAAUUACAGGGGAUUUGACAUAGGGAAUCACUUCAAUGAAUAUGCUGGCUAUGAUUGUGAUUACAGCUUAUAUCCAAGUAAGGAUGAGCAGUUUCAUUUCUUCAGGCACUAUUUGGAUUCUGACCAACCGAAUGAGGUAUCUGACAAGGACCUCGAAGCCUUAUAUGUUGAGACCAGUAGUUACAUGCUAGCUUCACAUCUAUACUGGGCUCUCUGGGCUUUGAUCCAGGCGAAAAUGUCACCCAUCGAUUUUGAUUACAUCAGUUAUUUCUUCCUGCGCUAUAAUGAAUACAAGAAGCAGAAGGAGAAAGUCCUCUCUUUAGCCAAGUCAUAUCUCUCGAAACCCGAGCUGGGUAAAAGAUUCAUGUAACACAGUUCCAAACUCUUGAAAGCAGAAGGAGAAAGUCAUCUCUUUACCCAAGUUAUAUCUCUCAAAACCCGAGCUGGGCGAAUGGUUCAUGUAACACAGUUCCAAACUCUUAAAAGCUGCAAUCGACACGAACAUUUUGAUCUCAUUUGUUGCAAGGUAGAAAUAGUUGCUGCUGUAGUCAAGUUGGACUGUGCAAAAUAAUUUUUUCUUUCUUCCAGAAAGCAUAUUAAAGUGUGUUGUAAUACUCAAAAUUCAUUGCUUGAAGUUUGAACACGAAAUAUAUUUUUGAAACCAA
This is a messenger RNA of Solanum verrucosum, 1483 nucleotides long. RefSeq names its product probable ethanolamine kinase. Lineage: Eukaryota; Viridiplantae; Streptophyta; Magnoliopsida; Solanales; Solanaceae. The record is from RefSeq and is a predicted model, not a curated record. The transcript has 11 exons. Bases 70 to 1188 code for a protein of 372 amino acids. Gene Ontology annotation, molecular function: choline kinase activity; ethanolamine kinase activity. Gene Ontology annotation, cellular component: cytoplasm. Gene Ontology annotation, biological process: phosphatidylcholine biosynthetic process; phosphatidylethanolamine biosynthetic process.